AUGCUAGGGGUGCGAGAGAUGCUAAUGGAGACCGGGCUUGCGCCAGCGCUGUCCAUGCAGCUGCACGUAGAAAACCAAGCGGUUAUGAUCCAGAUCGCUGGCGAAGCGUCGUUGUUGAAGGCAAAGCACGUGGACGUUCGCCACAAGUUUUUGUGA
This is a messenger RNA of Peronospora matthiolae, 156 nucleotides long. NCBI's taxonomy places the organism in Eukaryota, Oomycota, Peronosporomycetes, Peronosporales, Peronosporaceae. The record is from the annotation of a GenBank genome assembly.